Plasmopara halstedii is the source of this 924-nucleotide messenger RNA. RefSeq lists its product as uncharacterized. The transcript is spliced from 9 exons. The record is from RefSeq and is a predicted model, not a curated record. Bases 1 to 924 code for a protein of 307 amino acids. NCBI's taxonomy places the organism in Eukaryota, Oomycota, Peronosporomycetes, Peronosporales, Peronosporaceae.
AUGAUGGAAGAAAGCGCUAUGGGUGACUUUGCGAAUCGUUUGAAACAAGAGUUUGAAGAACAAAACUCGAAUGCUAGUGAUAGUGAUGGAAGCCAAGAUUGGUUUGUCAAUGACUCACCAAAGAAUGAAAUAGUGUCAUACUUAAAUGACGAGUCAUCAAUAAAGUAUGACGGUAAUAUCGAAGCAACGACUUCUGCUGACAUUGCACGAAUGGCACGUUCUGUGAGCUCUCCUGUGCAAUCUUCAGACGUCAAAUCGAUACCUGAUGAGGAACAGGAUGAAUGCGAUGAGUUCAAUGGCCCAAUGGCAUUUCUGCAUCACACUCCAUCGACAUUUUCCGUUUUCGUAAUGGCAUUGGCUACAGGCAUUGAGGUUCCUCGCUACGGAUCGAAAACUUUUCGACUUUACAUUCCACAAGUCCAUGGAAGUCAGACGGACUUUUGUCUCUACGCACGAAAACGACUUAAUAAGCACAAAUAUCGAUUCAGUCUGGACGAGAAAUUUACAACGAGUUGGUCAGACUCGAUUUAUGAAGGGAAAGUUUUGAUGACGCCAUCUACAGACACAAAGCGUUUUCGAGUUCUCGCUUCAAAGUCAGCAGGUCGAGUACAAUUUGAUAUUAAACAGGAGACAAGAAAGCAGGAAUUGAAUAUUCGUUUAAAUUCCACGACGAAUCGAUUUCGACUCUUUAGAGCUCGCUCGGCUUCUACUGAUAGCAAAAGUGAUACGUUUUGCUCCAACCUUCAAAAAUUUAUUAAUCCCAUGGCGGACGUUCGAUGCUCCAAAACCAAUUAUACUUUGUUUAAAAUGGAGAAAGAAGGCGAAGUUGGUGUUCAAAAGUAUGUCAUUUCCUACAUGCGUCCAUUUUCUCUAUUUCUCAGCUGUUGUAUCGCUGUGGGCGUCGAAGCCCAUUUGCUAGAGUAG